Messenger RNA from Magallana angulata, 910 nucleotides. RefSeq lists its product as uncharacterized. The coding region runs from base 56 to 817 and encodes 253 amino acids. The record is from RefSeq and is a predicted model, not a curated record. NCBI's taxonomy places the organism in Eukaryota, Metazoa, Mollusca, Bivalvia, Ostreida, Ostreidae. The transcript is spliced from 2 exons.
AGCAAUACCACCCAUUGUCCUGGCUUAUGGAUAUCGAUUAGGGUGUGAGGCCUUUAUGAAAGAACAAACACAUUUAUCAGAGAUCUACUUUGCAAUCAACAAUGUCGACUUUCUAUCAUUGGUUGAAAUGACAUGUCGAUCAUCGAUACCUUGGUGUUCGUUUUUGUCAGAAAGUGACGAGUAUACAUACAACAUGUCCAUACAACGCAAGGUUGUAGUAGCUAAAAGAGAUGUGCUACAGGAAAGAAAUGUAGAUGCUUUGGUUGUUCUUGAAGACCCAUUGAUGCAUGGAGAAGAACGAAUAGCUAAACAUGUUUUACAAUCAAAAUGUCAAGUUUAUAAAAGCAACAGAGAAAAACUUAAGAAAAGACAACAUCCACCCGGAUCGGCAGCAGCUUGUGAAUACGUAGGAAAUCUCCAGUACAAUAAAAUUGUUCAUAUUUACAUGCCAGACUGCAAACAGUGGAAAGAAGAAGAUGUUUUAAACUAUAAAACGUGCAUAUCUAAUGCACUGACGUCAAUAAAGGAAGCAAAUAUCAGCAUUGCAAUGGAAUUAUUUGUUGGAGACACAAAAUCGAAACCAGUCAUAAGGUAUUAUGCGAAAGCGUUGGCAGAAGCCGUGAUAGAACAUACCACAAGCAAAGAAUCAACCCUCCAGAAGAUUUUUAUCCUGAAUGCGAACCCUGUAUGUCAUGGACUUGUUAUGGAGGAGUUCAGCAGAUUUUUGAUGAGCAUGUGCAAUUCAAACGCCUAUUUUGAAGAUGAAGUUUUUGUGAAUUGUGGAGGUGUAAUGAAAACAGUUGAAUCACAAAUUUAAAACUGGUCAUUGUUAUCGCAACACAUGGAGCUGUGUAAUAGUUUGAAAACUUGAUAGAACUAAACUACAUUUUCGAGAUUUUUCAAAAUCUAA